AUGGCCACGACCAGAAGCCUUUUUUCCAAAGGACCUGACUAUGUGCCUCUCGAGGUCAGCACGCAUUCGCUAGAAGAUGAAGCAGAUGAAGACCCUGGAACAUAUCGCUACCGGCCACUCAGCCAGCGGAUGAGGCGGCGAUCUACUCGACCAGUGCGAUGCUGGUCUAGGAUUGUGGGAGGUGUGGCAGUAUUUUUUGUGGUUGCAGCUGUGGCGCUUUGGAUUUGGGCUGUGGUUUUGCUGCUUGUGCGUUUGCAUGCGAUGCGACAGUCGCAUGUGCCGCCGAACACCAUGCAGGAUGGAGGAGAGCCCACACUGAUUGGUCCAGUGGACAUACCCAUGCUGGCGCCACCUUCAAACUGA
Durusdinium trenchii is the source of this 363-nucleotide messenger RNA. Lineage: Eukaryota; Dinophyceae; Suessiales; Symbiodiniaceae. The record is from the annotation of a GenBank genome assembly.